GGCAGCGUCCUCCUCAUCGCUCUCGGGGUUGGCUUCUCCUCCCCUUCCGGUUCGGGUUCUGGUUCGGUUCGGGUCCGAGAGUAGCUAGCCUAGUCUAGGGUUUCCGUAGAGAGGAAGGUAGAGGGAGAUCCAUCCAUGGCGGAGACGGAGUACCGCUGCUUCGUGGGCGGCCUCGCCUGGGCCACCGACGACAACAACCUCCAGCAGGCCUUCAGCCAGUACGGCGAGAUCCUCGACGCCAAGAUCAUCAACGACCGCGAGACGGGGAGGUCCCGCGGGUUCGGCUUCGUCACGUUCGGCAGCGAGGAGUCGAUGCGCCAGGCCAUCGAGGAGAUGAACGGCAAGGAGCUCGACGGGCGCAACAUCACCGUCAACGAGGCCCAGUCCCGCCGCUCGGGCGGAGGGGGCGGCGGCGGCGGCGGCUACGGCGGCCAGCGCGGCGGUGGCGGAGGCUACGGCGGCGGCGGCGGCUACGGAGGCGGCGGCGGCGGCUACGGCGGCCAGGGCGGUGGCGGCUACGGCGGCCAGCGCGGUGGCGGCGGCGGCUACGGCGGCGGCGGCGGCUACGGCGGUGGUGGCGGCUACGGCGGCCAGCGCGGCGGUGGCGGCGGCGACUCCGGCGGCCAGUGGAGGAACUGAGCCUCGAAUCUCCCAGUUAUCGAUCUAUCUACCGUGUCGUCGUCGUCGUCUUCGUCAGCAAGUUAUCUUCGGUGUCGUCGUCGUCGUCUUCGUCAGCAAGUUAUCUUCGGUGUCGUCGUGUUCCUGU
Messenger RNA from Triticum dicoccoides, 766 nucleotides. RefSeq names its product glycine-rich RNA-binding protein blt801-like. Gene Ontology annotation, molecular function: RNA binding. Bases 136 to 639 code for a protein of 167 amino acids. The record is from RefSeq and is a predicted model, not a curated record. Lineage: Eukaryota; Viridiplantae; Streptophyta; Magnoliopsida; Poales; Poaceae. The transcript is spliced from 2 exons.